AUGGCAACAAAACCUAAAGAGGGUGGUACACUUACUGGGAAUGACAAGAAGAAGGUCCCGUCUUCUAGUUCUCUCCCUACACCGACCAAAAGGAUCACAAAACCAUCCACAACCAGCAAAAGUAACUCAACCACCCAACCCGAGAAAAACAAAAGUAACUCAACCACCUCAUCAGAGAAAAACAGCUCAAGCUAUCUAAAACCUACAACAAGUUUCAGACAGACCAAAACUGAGAUUCCAAUUAAACCUCCUCCAAUAAGAAGAAGAUCAUUUGAUAGACCACUCUCAUCUUCAACCUUAACAACAAAAACAACACAACCCUCUCCUUCAAGACUACACAAAGCCCUUGUUUCCCCUGGACCUAGAGAAAGAUCUGCUUCACUAAAUACUCGAUCUCCCGUUGUUCCAGUUAAAAGUGUCGCCCCUUUAAAACACAUUUCAGAAAAGACACCAAGUGAUGAUGCAAAAAGUAAGCUAGUAGGGAAAAAGGCUGCAAAAAAGAUCACCACCCCUAAUAGCAAUAUUGCUAGUUCUAACACUGCAAAGAAGAUCACCACCCCUAAUAGUAAUAUUGCUAGUUCCAACACUGCAAAGAAGGUAUCUAAUGAUCAUGCUGCUUCUGUUAAUCCUACAAAGAUCAAAUCUGUCGCUACAGAUAAAGAUUCAUCAAAUGUUGAAACUGAAGAUGUUAAGGAAGUUAAAGAAGUUACAAACCAAGAAGUUGAGGUAAUAAAAGUGGAGAAUGAAGAACAAGCAUCUCAUGAGAAUGUUUCAUUAGAUGUCAACUCUGAAAUAGUACAUGAGCAUGAACAUGAACAUGAUAAUCAAGUUCUCGAGGAUUCUGGCACACCUCAGAAUCAAGUGGAUGAUGAGAAAGUCAUUUCUACAGUUUCAGAAGAAGCAGAAAAGGAGUCACAGGAAGAGAAACAUGAAGUUGAGCAUGAAGAGGAAGAUAAUGAGAAUCAACCAGAAGAAGAUGAUCAUUCUGAGGUUGAAAGGAAAGAAGUUGUGAAUGAAAAUGAACAAAAUGAAAGUGGGAUUGUUACAGAAGAUGAAAAAAAUGAGAACAACGAAGAACCGGGAAGAGAAGAGAAGGAAUCUGUUGAAGGAGGGGUAAGUGAAGAAGUUGAAGAAGUUGAAGAAAAAGCUAAGGCUGAGGUAGCGAAACCGAAGCAAGAAGUAGCAGGAGGGGGAAACGGGAAAAAGGAAUCUCAAGUAUCUAAUGACAUGAUUGAGGAGACUGCAAGCAAGCUGUUGGGGAGGAAGAACAAGGUUCUUGCUUUGGCAGGAGCAUUUCAAACAGUCAUUGAUCAUCAAACCAAAUGA
Molecule: messenger RNA, 1326 nt
Organism: Vicia faba (fava bean)
Lineage: Eukaryota; Viridiplantae; Streptophyta; Magnoliopsida; Fabales; Fabaceae
Source: the annotation of a GenBank genome assembly